Trichechus manatus latirostris (Florida manatee) is the source of this 471-nucleotide messenger RNA. RefSeq names its product keratin-associated protein 12-3-like. The transcript is spliced from 3 exons. NCBI's taxonomy places the organism in Eukaryota, Metazoa, Chordata, Mammalia, Sirenia, Trichechidae. The record is from RefSeq and is a predicted model, not a curated record. Bases 1 to 471 code for a protein of 156 amino acids.
AUGGGCAACACUAGCAGCUCAUCCUGCUGCCUGGUACCCUGCGUGGCUCUGGUGUGCUGGCCUGUGUACGGCGAGGCUGCCUCCUGCCAGCCAGCCUGCGGGACCACCAGCUGCUGCCCCUGUAGCUGCCAGUCCUUAUGCAGCCCUGUGGUCUGUGGCCCAGCCUGCUGUGUACCCUGCCCCUGCCAGGCAGCCUGCUGCGUGCCCGUGAGUUGCCAGCCCGCUGUGUGCCAGUCCCCGUGCCCCAUCCUCAUCUGCACACCUGUCACCUGUGGCAGCCUCGCCACAGCUUCUUCCCAGUGGCCACUGAUGGACAUGCUCCAUGUGCUCCUCCCUCUGAGGGUAGAGGUGGAUCUGGAGGUGUCCCCGGCUCUCCAGAUUCAUCUUUCUCAUGUUCUUAGGAGGAGUAUGCCCUCCUGCCUCUCCCUUGUCUGCACACCUAUCACCUGUAGCACACCCACGUGCUGCUGA